Messenger RNA from Adineta steineri, 831 nucleotides. The record is from the annotation of a GenBank genome assembly. Lineage: Eukaryota; Metazoa; Rotifera; Eurotatoria; Adinetida; Adinetidae.
AUGUAUGUGGUGGAUGAAACUAAUAAUGUUGUAUGGAAAUUAUUGAAAAAUACAACAACUCCGAUCAUUGUAGCUGGACAAUUAGCAUCAGCUGGUUCUAGUGCCAGUCUGUUGAAUACUCCUUUGGAUGUUUAUAUUGAUUCAAAUAACAACAUGUAUGUAAGCAAUUGUUCCAAUCAUCGAAUACAAAAAUUUGUAAAUGGAUCAACUAUUGGACAAACGUUUGCUGGAAUAAAUGCAUCAGCUGGCACAGCAUUAAAUCAAUUGUAUUACCCUCGAAAUUUCUGGGUUGACCCAACACAAACAUAUAUGUAUAUUGCAAACAGUAAUAAUCAUCGAGUUAUGCGUUAUCCAAUGAAUUCAACAACAGGUACUAACGGACAGGUUGUUACUGGAGGUGCUGGAGCUGGAAAUACGAAUACACAAUUGAAUCUACCUUGGGGAAUUUAUUCUCUACCAACAAUAAGUAAUUAUUUAUAUAUAGUCAAUUAUUAUGGUCACUCAGUGAUGCGAUGGAUACCGGGUGCUUCGUCUGGUGAGUUUAUUGCUGGUACGCCAGGUGUAUCAGGAUCCACUGCUACAACUUUAAACAAUCCCAUAGCUAUUAAACUUGAUGCUUUUCUCAAUAUGUUUGUUGUUGAGUAUUCGAACCAUCGAGUUCAAAUGUUUUGUCAAAAUAGUCAAACUGCUGUAACAGUUGCUGGUACGGGCACUAGCGGUAGUAGUGCUACACAGCUUUACGCACUAAGAGGUGUCGCAUUCGAUUCAUCGAUGAACAUGUAUGUUAGUGAUGCAGGAAACCAUCGUGUUCAGAAAUACUUUAAACUCUAA